Molecule: messenger RNA, 1875 nt
Organism: Passer montanus (Eurasian tree sparrow)
Lineage: Eukaryota; Metazoa; Chordata; Aves; Passeriformes; Passeridae
Gene: ATP6V1B1
Product: ATPase H+ transporting V1 subunit B1
Exons: 14
Coding region: 189-1706 (505 amino acids)
Biological process (GO): ATP metabolic process; proton transmembrane transport
Cellular component (GO): proton-transporting V-type ATPase, V1 domain
Molecular function (GO): proton-transporting ATPase activity, rotational mechanism; ATP binding
Source: RefSeq, a predicted model, not a curated record
ACCUGUGUCUCGGGUGUCACCGUGUCUCCGGUGUCACCGUGUCUCGGGUGUCACUCACCCGUGUCUCCGGUGUCACCUUUGCUGCCGCUGUCGCGGGCGGGACCGGCGGGGCCGGGCCGGGGCUACAAAACGCGGGGCGCUGCCCGGCGGGACCGGGACCAGACGGGGACAGGGACAGGGACAGGGCCAUGGCCGCCACCAAGGUGACAGCAGCGGCGACAGAGCUGGCGGCCGCCCGCGAGCACGGGCUGGCCGUGACCCGCGACUUCCACAGCAACCCGCGGCUGACCUACAGGACAGUGUGCGGUGUCAACGGGCCACUGGUGGUGCUGGACAACGUCAAGUUCGCCCAGUACGCCGAGAUCGUGAACUUCACCCUGCCCAACGGCACCACCCGCAGCGGGCAGGUGCUGGAGGUGAUGGGCGCCAAGGCCAUCGUGCAGGUGUUUGAGGGCACCUCGGGCAUCGAUGCCAAGGCGACAACGUGCGAGUUCACGGGGGACAUCCUGCGCACGCCGGUGUCCGAGGACAUGCUGGGCCGGGUGUUCAACGGCUCCGCCAAACCCAUCGACAGCGGCCCCCCGGUGAUGGCCGAGGACUUCCUGGACAUCAACGGCCAGCCCAUCAACCCCCACGGGCGCAUCUAUCCCGAGGAGAUGAUCCAGACCGGGAUCUCUCCCAUCGACGUCAUGAACAGCAUCGCCCGCGGACAGAAAAUUCCCAUCUUCUCUGCUGCUGGACUGCCCCACAACGAGAUCGCGGCACAGAUCUGCCGCCAGGCCGGGCUGGUGAAGAAAUCCAAGGAUGUGGUGGAUUUCCACGAGGACAACUUUGCCAUCGUCUUUGCGGCCAUGGGGGUGAACAUGGAGACCGCGCGGUUCUUCAAGUCGGACUUCGAGCAGAACGGCUCCAUGGAGAACGUGUGCCUCUUCCUCAACCUGGCCAACGACCCCACGAUCGAGAGGAUCAUCACGCCGCGGCUGGCGCUGACCACGGCCGAGUUCCUGGCGUACCAGUGCGAGAAGCACGUGCUGGUCAUCCUGACCGACAUGAGCUCCUACGCCGAGGCCCUGCGCGAGGUGUCGGCAGCCAGGGAGGAGGUCCCGGGCCGCCGCGGCUUCCCCGGCUACAUGUACACGGACCUGGCCACCAUCUACGAGCGCGCGGGGCGCGUGGAGGGCAGGAACGGCUCCAUCACCCAGAUCCCCAUCCUCACCAUGCCCAACGACGACAUCACCCACCCCAUCCCCGACCUGACGGGUUUCAUCACCGAGGGCCAGAUCUACGUGGACCGGCAGCUCCACAACCGCCAGAUUUACCCCCCCAUCAACGUCCUGCCGUCCCUGUCCCGGCUGAUGAAAUCGGCCAUCGGAGAGGGAAUGACCAGGAAGGACCACGGGGACGUGUCCAACCAGCUGUACGCCUGCUACGCCAUCGGGAAGGACGUGCAGGCCAUGAAGGCCGUGGUGGGCGAGGAGGCCCUGUCCGCUGAUGACCUCCUCUACCUGGAGUUCCUGCACAAGUUCGAGAAGAACUUCAUCUCCCAGGGUCCCUACGAGAACCGGAGCAUUUUCGAGUCGCUGGACAUCGGCUGGCAGCUCCUGCGCAUCUUCCCCAAGCAGCUCCUCAAGCGCAUCCCCGAAAACAUCCUGGCCGAGUUCUACCCCCGCGAGGCCAAGGCGCCCGAGCAGGGCACGGCCCUGUGACCCCAAAUCCUCCAAAAUCCCCCUUUCCUGCAAUCAGAUCCCCCUUUCCUACAACCGGAUCCCCCUUUCCUACAACCGGAUCCCCCUUUCCUACAACUGGACCCCCCUUCCUAAAAUCGGGAAAAAUCUCUUUGUUUUUAUUGGUGAAUAAACAACCGUGGUCACCAAA